Molecule: messenger RNA, 6404 nt
Organism: Botrytis sinoallii
Lineage: Eukaryota; Fungi; Ascomycota; Leotiomycetes; Helotiales; Sclerotiniaceae
Exons: 13
Coding region: 211-4722 (1503 amino acids)
Biological process (GO): DNA damage response; protein polyubiquitination
Cellular component (GO): nucleus
Molecular function (GO): ATP-dependent chromatin remodeler activity; ATP binding; ubiquitin protein ligase activity
Source: RefSeq, a predicted model, not a curated record
AUUCAUCCAUCUGCCAUUCAUCUUUCAUCAUCCAACAGUCUGUCAAAACAACAAAACAUCCAUUGUUGGCAAUCCAUUAAACACACCUAUCUUUAAACCCGUUGAACGCGGUAAAAGUAGACUUUCUCAUAUGUACAUGGAAGCCUAUGUGCGGCCUAGAAGUGUACAGGUCGUUUAGUGUCGAAAAGCCUGAUUCAGAAGUUUGAUAUAAUGGCCCCAGUCAAACCUGAGCGGAGAAAGGGUUUUGCAAUUACUCCUGGUGAUUCUAUCUUUGCACAGGAGUCACAAAGAACGAAUGAUGCAAAAGAUAACGAUCCUCUUGAGAAGGCUCCGUAUGUCUUUGUUACCGAAAGUACGGAUGCAUUGAUCAAUUAUCUUACCACAGAUCAGAAUACGCCAGAAGAACCCCUACGGAAGCGUCAAAAACUAACAACAGGAUCGAAAUUAGAAUUAUCGAACGACGGUGUUUUCCAGGAUUACAUCACAGUCAAACAAGCUUCGCUGAUAGCCAGAUGUCUUCGAUCAAAGUUGUCGCUAGACUUCACCACCUUGAAUAGGCAAAAGAUUCGUUUUACUAGCCACUGGGGCCGCCAUGGUAGCAACCCCGAGCCAUCUAAUAUCAUCCUUCGAGAUGAUAAUCAUAACUCCUUGCUUACCAUACCAUUAUCACUUGAAAAUACGUCGAUGGGCAUUCAAAAUUCCUUCGAUGACGUACUCAUUUGUCUGAUGGUUGAUCGAGACUCCAAAAAGCGUGCCCAACAAUCAAGUAAGUUGUGGACAGAGGCCGGAAUAAGUGUGUACAAAAUGGGUGACUCAGAUUAUAUUCGAAUUGAUUUUACUAUUAAAUGGGAGAUUACAACUAAUCGAAAAUCGAUCCAGCCCAAAAAGACGGAUGCUCUGUUGAAGGUAUUAAACACUUACUUUCCCAAUCCAAAUAGCACAAGCUUGGAACCGCUCUCUGCGCAGGACUUUUAUCAAUCUGCACACUCUCCAGAUCCGGUUGAUGAAACAGCUGCCUCGAUCGAAACACCGGGAUUAGAAUCAACCCUCUAUCCGUUCCAAAAGCGGGCCGUUCAAUGGAUGCUUCGUAGGGAAGGUUCUGAGUGGUCUCGCGCUGCUGGAUGUAUUGAGACAACUCAGUCCGAGGCAAUAGGCCGAAUACCGCCUUCUUUCUUCGCCGCAACAGACGUACAAGGGCGUUCUUGCUAUGUUAGUCAUUUAUUCGCAAUAGUCACCUUUGAUCUUACUCCAUUCUUUUGGAUGGACCAAGAUAUCAAAGGCGGCAUUCUCGCAGAAGAGAUGGGCCUAGGUAAGACUGUAGAAAUGAUUGCCCUGAUGACACUUCACACCCGUCCUGAUCAAGACCCGUCGGUUAUCGAUCCCUUUUCUGGAGAGACUUUGCAGACAACACAUGCCACUCUAAUAAUAUCACCGCCUUCGAUUUCAAAACAAUGGAUUGGUGAGAUAAAGACCCAUGCGCCAAAUCUCAAGGUUACGUAUUAUGAAGGUAUCAAGAGCCGGACACUUCAAUAUGAAACCACAAUGAAAGAUUUUGCCACCUCUGAUAUAGUAAUCACCACGUACUCUAUACUUGCAUCAGAGAUACAUUUCACCAGUCUCAAUCCGGAGAGGACGACGCUGCGCAGCGAGUCAAAAUAUCAGAGGCCCAAAUCACCUUUAAUGAAGUUUUCUUGGUGGCGUGUAUGUCUUGAUGAAGCGCAAAUGGUUGAAAGUGGUGUUAGUAAAGCCGCAACCGUCGCAAGGAUGAUACCUCGAAUUAAUGCCUGGGCGAUCACAGGCACUCCAGUUAGGAAAAACAUCAAUGACUUACUAGGAUUACUCAUUUUCUUGAAAUAUGAGCUCUUAGUCUCGGUGUGGCGAUCGCUUAUAAACUCCAAGCAAGAUUUCCACAAGCUUUUCGAGGCUAUCAGUUUGCGUCACUCAAAGCAAAGUGUUCGCGGAGAGCUUAUCUUACCCAAACAACACCGCUUCGUAAUUACUAUUUCUUUCAACCCAAUUGAAGAGCAGUUUUACCAAGAAAUGUUUGGCAAGAUGUGUGAAGAAUCUGGACUGGACACCGAGGGCGAGCCUCUCAUGGAUGGCUGGGAUCCAAAAGACUAUGCUGAGGUUAUGAGACGAUGGCUUGUACGAUUGAGGCAGGCCACUAAUGCACUUCCUCCCAAACGAGGCACAAAGCGAAAGAAAAUCGGAGAUGAACCAAUGGUUCAAACUGCGAGUAAGGCUCUUGAACUUAUGUUUUCGCAAACAGAUGUUGCUAUUAGAGCAAAUUCUCGAUCACUUCUUCUUUCUCAAUUGAAGAGGGGCCAAUUAUACGAAGACUCCCCUCGCGUUCAAGAGGCUCUGGAUAUCUGGAAAGAAUGCGUCACGCUCUCCUCCACGUUUGUAAAUCAAGCUCGGGAUGAAUUAUCCACCGAGAUAUCGUCGGAGAACGCGAGACUGGCAUUUCAUUCAGACAGUAGUUCAGAUGCGAUGAUAGCAGAAACUCAAAAAACAAUUGCUCCGAGCAAAAUCCAGAGCAUUGAAGGCAUUGGUGAGAAAUGUAUUGAAGGACAAGAUGGAUCAGAUCCUGCUUCACGCGUUGUGAUGAGUCGAGCAAGAUUGAGAGCCGCCUUGGAGCUUCAUCACAUGGGUUUAUUCUUCCUAUCAAAUGCUUACUUCCAGAUAAAGUCAAACGAGGAAAUGACAGCAGUUAAUUCCGCCGAGUUUAAAAACCUCGAUAUGCUCGAGAGACAGGGCUACGAAGAGGCUAAGGAGUUGCGGCGUGAAAUACUACAAGAUGCCUUCAAGAGGACGGAUAACAUGAUGACCGCAAUUAGAAAAGAUACAGAAUCUAGUGCAGCUGUUCAUUUGCCUCAGUUCGUGCCUAGUACUCUCAGAGGGGGUCCCGAAAGCCGCCGGAUUAUGGAAGAAUUCGAAAAGCUUGGAACUAGUUUGGAUAGACAAGCACAUCAAAUUAACGAAUGGCGAAACCACCUCAUCAAGAUCUUGUUGAGUCCAUUAGUCGACAACGAUGACGAAGGCAUUGCCAUCAAUGGGGAUGAGUAUGAGAAUUCCAUAAAAGUACAGGAAGAAGUCGUGGUAUAUGUGCAAGCAUUGCGGACAAUGAUUGCCGAUCGACAGGCCUCGUUGUCCGGCGUGCAAAAUUUUCUAGUCAAUGAAGAAGCCAAAACCGCUUUCCGGGAGGCGAAACAUGGCAAAGGUCCCUUUCCAGAAAAGCUACUCGUGCUAUUUGACAUAAGAGGCCUAUUUCUGCACAAGGGCGUCAGUGUGAGAGGGACUUUAUCAGAACUCCAGACGCUAAUAUCCAAGCUCAAGGCAAAUCAUUCCCAAAAUGAACUCUCGAUCGUCGAAGGUCAACUGAAAUUGACCCACAACUAUCUCACAGAUCAAACAAAAGCAACCGCGAAUCUAGAGAAGGAAAUCGGGCAGUUCACAAAGUGCAUGAAUCUUCGAGUAGAGUACUACAAACAAUUACAAGCAAUUUCAAAUCAGGUGGCCCCAUAUACAGGCCCCAAUGAUGAUGGCGUCAAUCAGUCUUUUCUACGAAAAGAACAUGCGCUCACUCAAACCAUAGCUUCGCUGAGAGCCAAGAGAAGAUAUCUAGUCCAUUUGAAAGAGGAGGUCGAAAAUCCCAAAGAUAAGCGAACGUGUGUCGUUUGCAGAGAUGAAUUCGAGCUUGGAGUUUUGACCGUUUGCGGUCAUCAAUACUGUUCCGAUUGCGCCAGGGAAUGGUGGAAAUUAUCUCAUAGAUGCCCCAUCUGUAAAGAGAUACUGAUUUAUGAAGAGCUUCACAAUAUUAGCUACAAGCCACAUGAGCCAACAUUGACCGCCGAAACUGACGGCAUUCGAGAGCCGUUGAAGGAACGAUCAGUCAACUUGAACUCCCCUCAAAAAUCUGCGAUCUAUUCAGAUGUCAGCAAAGCUACUCUCUCCGCCAUCAAAAGCAUUGAGUUACAAGACAACAAAUCAUUUGGCACCAAAAUUGAUACUCUUGCCCGUCACAUUCUUUACCUUAGAGAAACAGAUCCUGGCGCGAAGUCAAUCGUAUUUUCUCAGUUUACCGAGUUCCUGCCGGUUUUAGCUAGCGCAUUUGAUGCAUUUCGCAUUGGUCAUUCAUCCAUUGAUAGACCUAACGGGGUUGAGAAAUUCAAAAAUGAUCCUGGCAUAGAAGUCUUCCUCUUACAUUCUCGAGCACAUAGUGCUGGGUUGACUUUAGUUAAUGCUAGUAACAUAUUCUUUUGCGAACCGUUAUUAAACACGGCAAUCGCACUCCAAGGGGAGUCUAGAGUUCAUAGAAUAGGACAAAAGUUUGAGACCAAUAUUUGGGUAAUGGUCAUGGGCAACACUGUUGAUCAGUCAAUCUAUGAGUUAUCUGUUAAGAGAAGAUUGGAGCACCUAGGCCAUGCAACCAUAUCAAAAAAGGGCAAAGGGAGGGCGGUUUCUGAUGAGGAAUUAGUAGCACAGGCUCUGGAAGAGGCCAAUAGCCUAGAGAUGCAGCAAUCAGUGCCCGGGAAUCUUCUUUUCAAGGGGCAUGACGGUGAAGCCGUUUCGGAAAACGAUAUUUGGACCUGCUUAUUUGGUGGGAGAACGAAGCGUAGAACAGUAGAUCUUAUUGGUGGUGGUCCUACUGAUGUUUUGGUGAAUAUAGAAAAAUCCAAUGGGGUUAGUACGAUAGAUCGUCCGAUAGCGGAUGAUGCAUAGCUAGGCAGAAGGAGUAUCUAUUAUGAUACGGUAUACACUGUGGUGGAGGAUUCUUGACAUGAAUUAGAGAUGAAUUGUUAAGACCAAGUUUAGAGACAUGCUUUGAGCUAUAGCACACAUUCAUGUAUUAGCCACAAGAUUCAUUGCAAGGAAAUAGCUAUAAGUACCUAGGUAGCUUACAUUAUUCUCGGUCACUGAGUCGCUAGUAAAGGAGUAUCGCGAAUAACCACUCAAUCUGCGAAGGGUCAAAGGAGCUGGAAAGAUUGAAAUUAGACAGUUCAAUAAUUCUAAGAAUAUUUUGAUGCAAGUCAUAUUACUUACUCUAUCCCACAAGAACUGUUCACGUAACUCCUAAAUAUAAAAUGAGAAGUUGAGACACUCCUUAUUGCGAAAGUGUUAAACAAUACUGGAGAUGCAAAGACCUCGUUACUCAUAUUAAAGUAAACCUCAAUUGAGAUGAGAAAGGGCUCCUCUAAAUCAAACGCUGCAUUGUUACUCCGCCCCUCGAUCUAUAAUGAAAGUAUGCCCCAAGCUUUCAUACACCAAAUCUCUCCCUAUAUUCCCCCAAAGUCUUCAGUGAAAUGUUACUUCCUCCGCAAACCACAAUCACCACAUUCUUUCCCUCCAUGCUUUCCCCAUCUUCCUCUAAUAUCUUUUUCAGCAUGCCAUUGAUAGCCACUGCUACACUGACACCGCAGGCACUCUCAACCAAAAUUCUUUCCUCAUCCGCCAUCCACACCAUACCACUCACGCUCUCCGCAUCCCCCAAAACUACACUCCUCACAUUCUUCCUAUACUUUAGUCCCCACUCCAGAGACUUCGCCGCUACUUGUGUCGCACCCAGCGACGUAGCAAUACUAUCGAUACCAUCUAACCUGACCAAUUCUUCCCUCUUCAUCGCCGCAUGAAAACUCGCCGUUCCCGUCGUCUCCACUCCUAUAACCUUCGUUUCACUGUGCGAUCCCAAUCUUCCACUAUCCUCUAAUCCCUUCAUGAUGCCAUUGAAUAAUCCUCCUCCCCCAAUGCUGCAAAUCACCGCAUCCAAACUGUGGAUGCCUAGUCCACGAACCUCCUCUUCAAUCUCAGUGAUCACACUACUGUGUCCAUCCCAGAUAUCGGGGUGAUCAAAUGGUGGUACAUAUACACCAUUAGCAUCGUUGGCUAGUAGUUCUUCGCGUAGGUAUCUAUCAGCUUCGCUCCAGUGGUUUCCGGUUUGGAUAACUUCGGCUUUUAGUAGUUUUAUCUUGGAGAUCAUGUGUGAGGAUGUGGUUAUGGGAACGACGAUGGUACAGGGACGGUUGAGAGAGAAUGCCGCGUGGGCGCAGGCGAGGCCGGCAUUGCCGCCUGAGGAACAGUAGAAGUGGACGGGGGUGUGGGGAUUGGGAGGAAGGGAACGGAUGAGGAGAUUCCCUAUGCCGCGGGAUUUGAAGGAGCCAGAUGGUUCUGAAAUUCUCAAGUUUAAGCCACACAUUACAUCCAGCAUGUCUUGACAAAGCAGCCGAUCUAACCAAUGGAGUUUUAAUCCAAGGUUUUGAUAUAUGUCCCUCUCCCAUUCCAUUUGUGAUCGGAGUUGUUGAACCCAUUUUGUAUGAUGCGGUAUAUAUUUCUGUAUUCGAAUUGUAUCUGGAAACUCUCUUUGAACGAAUAUGUUGGUAGAAGAACUAUCUUAUCACCUCCAAUCU